CAUUGCAGCAGAGGUUUUCUCGAGCCUUCCUUCCUUGCUCUUAUCCUCUUCCUCCGGCCACCUCACAGGGAUCCAAUCGUCCUCUCCCUCAGCGGCCUCUCCUUCAGGCUGCCUUUCUUCUUCUCUGUGACCUGACGUUCGCUGCCACGGCAACCUCUUCUCCGGCGCCUGCUCCCUGCAGCUGCAGCCCAGCGAGCGCUGUGCUCCUCCAUGCCGUCGAAGCUCUUUCCGGUUCUCCCUGUUACGCUAUGGCGUGCUCAACAACUCCAGUAAAGUAUCGUAGAGAAUCAUCUUGAACUAUGGACAAAGCACGCAAGCGGAAGGCUGCUCAUACAGGGAGACUCCCCAUUGAGCAAUUGACGAAUAAUGAUUCAUCCAUACCGGCUUCUCAGUUAGGAAGCUCCAUUUCAGAAUCUCUCCUUCCAUCACAGAGAGUGGUCAGACAACGAGCCCUGCUAUCUUCAGAUUUGCCACGGCCAGAGUCAUCUACUGCUGCUGAAACACGUAAGAAACGUAAGGCCGCUAUAGCUUCUGGAAGACAGGAAGAGAAUUCAGAGCCUCUUCUUCAUAACCGACACCGCCGGAAUUGUUCCCUAAGAGGACAUUCAGGUCCUAUCUCAGACUGCUGCUAUAUGAAGCUGUUAAUACUGCAAUCAAAGAAUCACCGGCGAAACACACAUACAAAUAUCUGGCACUGUUUCCGCACCCCUUUAUUUGGGAAGUCAGAAUCAAACAUGCUCAUAUUGUGGUGCUCGCUUUUGGGCUGAGGAACGAGUACGUGGACAUGGACGGACAACUUCUCCAGUAUAUAACAAAUGCUGCAGAGGAGGAAGCAUUCUACUACCUCCUUACAAGCCACCUCCGGAGCCCUUACUUGGCCUUCUGACAGGAAAGGAUCCUGCACUAUCAAGACAUUUCUUUGAUAACAUCAGACGAUACAAUUCUAUGUUUGCCAUGACUUCUAUGGGCGUCAAUGUCAUAAAUUCUAUCAACGAUGCCCGUGGCCCUUAUGUCUUCAAAAUUAGUGGCCAACUAUGUCAUCGAAUAGGAUCACUAAUUCCAAACGAUGAAGCAAGACCUGAGUAUUGCCAGUUAUAUAUCUUUGACACUGAUAAUGAGGUUAGAAACAGAAUAGCUGUUGCAACAACCUCAAACAGUGACUUUCAACCAAACGAAGCUAUUGUUGCUUCCUUGAUAACCAUGCUUGAUACACACAACUCAGUUGUGCAAGUUUUUCGAACUGCCCGUGAUAGGCUAUCUAUGCAGCCAAACAACCAAUCUGGUGAACCAGACGAUCGUUAUGCUGUCAAGCUAUUUUCCACCCCAACCCAGCAUGGCAACAUUUAUAGUGACCCAGUUACAUCUGAAGUGGUCGGCUUGGUUGUGAAUGAUUUAGGGACCACUGAAGAGGGGCGUGACCUAAUAGUGCAAGAUCACUCAUGUCAGCUCCAAAGAGUAAAAGAAACACAUUGCAAAUUUAUGGCAAUGCAAUAUCCACUGUUGUUUCCUUACGGAGAAGAUGGUUUCCAUGAGAAUAUUAAGUACAGAAGAUGUAGUCGCUCCAACAAGAUCAAGCGAAAGGUUGUCACCAUGGCAGAAUAUUAUUCAUACAGAUUGCAUGAUAGAGCCGACGAUUUCAAUACCCCUUUGCGAUCCAAGAGACUAACCCAAGCUUAUGAAGUUGAUGCGUACUGUUGUGUCGAGGAUGACCGCCUGAGAUACUACAGGAAGAAAUCAUUUCAAAAAAAAUACAGGUCCAGCCCAUAUAAAGCUUUAGUUGAAGCGGUCAGUAGUGGGAUCACUCAAGGUUCGGCUGCAGGGCAACGAAUUUACUUGCCAGGAUCAUUCACUGCAAGUCCCCGCUACUACUACCAAAACUAUCAAGAUUGUGUUGCACUAUGUCGUAGGUUCGGAUGCCCACAUCUAUUCAUCACAUUCACAUGUAAUGCUUUGUGGCCAGAAAUUGAUGAAGCUUUGGCAUUCAUACCCGGGCAACAAGCUUCGGAUAGACCUGAUAUUGUUGACAGAGUUUUUGAAAUGAAACUCAAACUACUCAUACAAGAUAUAGAGAAGUAUGAAUUCUUUGGACCUAUACUUGGAGUUGUCUACACGAUUGAGUUCCAAAAACGAGGCCUUCCACAUGUCCAUUUGAUUCUAUGGCUUAAAAAAGAUAAGCCUAUUGAUGCUGCUCAAAUAGAUGCCUUUAUAUCCGCACAACUGCCAAAUCCAUCUGUUGAUCCGUUAGGUUUUGAGGCCGUUUCUAAGUUCAUGAUUCAUGGUCCUUGCGGAUCCUUAAAUACGUCCUCCCCUUGCAUGGUUGAUGGAAAAUGUGAUAAGUUCUAUCCAAAGAAUUUUUCUGAAACCACUACUAUAGCAGACUUAUUGGUUAAAUAUCAAGCACAUAUAAAUGUUGAAAGUGUUAAUCGCAAUGGAAUGGAAAAGUAUUUGUUCAAGUAUACAAACAAAGGACCUGAUUGUGCCAAAGCUGCACUCAAGAGGAAAAGAGGUAAUCCAGACUCUCCUACGGAGAUAAUUGAUGAAAUAAAGGAAUAUCUAGACUGCAGAUAUGUUACUCCCAACGAUGCUGCAUGGCGAUUGCUUCAGUUUGAUAUCCAUUACACUAAUCCAUCAGUAGAACGCCUUGCUGUUCAUCUCCCGCUAGAAAAUGGUGUUCUUUAUACAGAGGAUGACUAUCUUGAUCAGGUCAUUGAGAAUCCAUCUAAUCUCAUAACUAAGCUAACGGCAUGGUUUGAUGCCAAUCAACAAUAUCCAGAAGCCAGACAGUACACCUAUGUUGAAUUUCCUGAACACUGGACAUGGCAUGGUGAUGGAAAAUAUUGGCAUAUACGCCGAAAUAGUCGUGGGAAGGUUGGUCGAAUUGCUAAUGUUGCUCCUAACGAAGGAGAAAGAUUUUACCUGCGCAUGUUGUUGCAUAUAGUCAAAGGAGCACAAAGCUAUUCUGAUCUCCGCACUGUUGCCGGCCAUAAGCACCCAACAUUUCGUGCUGCAUGUGAAGCAUUGGGCUUGCUGGGUGACGAUCAAGAAUGGUUCCAUGCUAUGGCUGAUGCAGCACACUGGGCACUUCCCUAUCAAUUGCGACAGCUGUUUGUCACAUUACUGCUUUUUUGUGAAGUCACCAACCCUGUUAAAUUGCUUGAUGAAUACACACAGGCAAUGGGAGAAGAUAUUGCAUAUCAUGCGAAACAACUGACUCCAGAACUCCCUACAACAACCAUGGACCAACAUAUCAGAUCAUAUGUUUUAGUUGAAUUAGAAAAACUGCUCAAAGAUGCUGGAUAUAGCUUAGAUCACUUUCACUUACCACAACCAGACCACAGUUCCUCUCGGAUUCUCACCAAUAGAUUCAUUAUGGAAGAACUUAGUUAUAAUUCAAAUGGUGCAUUUGCUGAACUAGAUGAGCAGAUCAAGAGACUGAAUUCAAGCCAGAAACAUAUUUAUGAUACCAUAGAGCAUUCAGUCUUAAAUGGUUGUGGGCACACUUUCUUUGUUUAUGGUUAUGGUGGGACUGGCAAGACUUUUCUAUGGAAUACUUUGCUCAAUAGUAUUAGAAGCCAAGGAAAGAUAGCUUUAGCAGUUGCAUCUUCAGGCAUAGCAGCUCUGUUACUCCCAGGAGGUCGAACACCCCACUCACGUUUCAGAAUUCCAUUGGACAUCCACGAGCAUUCUGUCUGUGCAAUUAAGAAAAAUACACAGUUGGCUGAGCUAAUACAACAGACAUCCCUGAUUAUAUGGGAUGAAGCACCUGUCAACCAUAGACAUUGCUUCGAAGCACUUGAUCGCACACUAAGAGAUAUCAUGUCGUUCAAUAAUGAUGAUGCUUCCACCAAACAAUUUGGUGGUAUAACAGUUGUGCUUGGUGGUGAUUUUAGGCAAACUUUGCCGGUCAUCCCAAACGCAAGGAAACAACAAAUCAUGAAUGCAGCAAUCACUCGAUCCCGUAUAUGGCCGUGCUGCAAAGUUCUUGAAUUAACUGAAAACAUGAGACUCAACUGCCCAACUCUUUCAGGCCCUCAAAGAAUUGAAUUGCAGAAAUUUGCUGAGUGGCUCCUCUCUAUUGGUGAUGGCACAACUCCUGGCAGUACAAUAGACCAGCCUGAUACAACAUGGGUUCAAAUUCCAGACAACCUUCUAUUGCCACCCGAACAAAGGAACCUUACAGGAUUGAUUUCUUUUGUAUAUGAAACAACUCCACGUGUCACGGAAUUAGCAGCCUAUCUCUGUGAACGAGCAAUAUUGGCACCAACAAAUGAAGUCGCUGCCAUGAUAAAUAAAGAGAUUAUUUGUAAGAUAGCCACAGAAGAAAUGUCAUACUACAGUUCUGAUUCCAUUGAUGAUCCGACAUCAAAUUAUUGCACUAUGGAAUCUCUGUACCCACAAGAGUUCCUUAAUACUAUCCAAAUGAAAAUCUGA
Panicum virgatum (switchgrass) is the source of this 4431-nucleotide messenger RNA. RefSeq lists its product as uncharacterized. The transcript has 10 exons. Gene Ontology annotation, molecular function: DNA helicase activity. Gene Ontology annotation, biological process: telomere maintenance; DNA repair. The coding region runs from base 946 to 4431 and encodes 1161 amino acids. The record is from RefSeq and is a predicted model, not a curated record. NCBI's taxonomy places the organism in Eukaryota, Viridiplantae, Streptophyta, Magnoliopsida, Poales, Poaceae.